This is a messenger RNA of Colletotrichum spaethianum, 882 nucleotides long. RefSeq lists its product as uncharacterized. The transcript has a single exon. The record is from RefSeq and is a predicted model, not a curated record. Lineage: Eukaryota; Fungi; Ascomycota; Sordariomycetes; Glomerellales; Glomerellaceae. Bases 1 to 882 code for a protein of 293 amino acids.
AUGCGACCCCAGAAGCUACGAAAUGGCACCUUCAUCGUCCCAGGCACCGGCGAACGCAGCCGCCGUCAAUUCUCCCUCCGCGGAUCGAGCAUCGAGAUACCCCAACCCGAAGUGGACGGAUACCGGUCCCUGCUGACCGCCGAGACCACGGGCGAGUCCAUCGAUGUGCUCAAGCAUAACAUCAAGACAACUGCACUGCACUUCUGGGACUGGCUCCUGUCCCCGGCAGGGAAGGGCGUGCUGAAAUGCACCGUGGCAUACCUGCUGGGAAGCAUGGCGACAUUCCUCUCGCCCAUCUCGACCUUUCUGGGCAAGCCCGACGGAAAGCACGUUGUCGCGACUUUGACGGUCUAUUUCCACGCCAGUCGCACGUGGGGCUCCAUGGUCGAGGCCGUUGCCAUCGCCACUAUUGCCGUUCUGUACGCCGAACUAGUAUCUGUGCUUGCCAUGGCCUUUUCCGUCGUUGUCGGAGGGCAGCUUGGCCUCAUACCACUAUCGCAUGUCCUCAUCCUGACGUUCUGCAUUGGCGGCGGCAUGGGUUUUAUCGGAUGGGUGAAGCAGAGGCUGAACAAUCCUCUGGUGAACGUGGGCUGCACCCUUUCCUCGAUCGCCAUCAUAGCUGUCGUUACUAGAGAGGAGGCCAUUCAUGAAGGCCACUUUUCCGAGGCUAAGAUUGUGCAAGUCCUCAAGAUGUUAGUCAUGGGUAUCACGAUCACGGCGGCAGUCAACCUCUUGAUCUGGAGGGUAUCGGCAAGAGCGCUUCUGCGCGCCUCCAUGAACUCUGCUGCCGUUUCACUCGCGGACAUGCUCUCCAUGAUCACCCGCGGGUUUUUGAACGGCUCCGAAAACGAGAUCAUGUCGGGGAUUUCUCCCAGGUCGUGA